Messenger RNA from Dicentrarchus labrax (European seabass), 5638 nucleotides. RefSeq names its product integrin alpha-D. Gene Ontology annotation, molecular function: integrin binding. The transcript is spliced from 31 exons. NCBI's taxonomy places the organism in Eukaryota, Metazoa, Chordata, Actinopteri, Moronidae. Gene Ontology annotation, biological process: cell-matrix adhesion; cell adhesion mediated by integrin; integrin-mediated signaling pathway. The record is from RefSeq and is a predicted model, not a curated record. Gene Ontology annotation, cellular component: integrin complex; external side of plasma membrane. The coding region runs from base 89 to 3676 and encodes 1195 amino acids.
CUUCAUUUAAAAAGCACACAGGAAGUAUUGCAGACACUUCUCAAAAAACACCACCAGCACUGUUAUCUGAAAGAAGAUUGAUGUGAAGAUGCAUGGGCAGAGUCACAUCUUCCUGCUCACCUACAUGGUGGCUUUUGCAGUCCCUGUCUCUCUGGCUUUCAACAUUGAUAUGACAAAUCCUGUUGUCUAUGCUGGUGAACAAAAAGAUUUCUUUGGUUACAAAGUGCUUCAAUUUGUGUCUGGCAAAAGCAAAGGGAUAAUUGUUACUGCACCUCUGCGCUUUAAUGGAUCUGGGGGAAUAUGCAAACCUGACCAAGACCAAACCCACAAGUGGUUCGAACCUGGAGAAAGUCCUCUCACAAAUUCAACAAUACAAGUCAAGCACCUUGGCCUGUCGAUCGCUGAAGACCCCAAAAGCUCCCAGUUCACUGUUUGCAGUCCAAGUGUAGCUCAUGAAUGCAAUGAGAACUCCUAUCUGAACAGUGUGUGUUACAAGAUGACAGAUGACCUUAAGCAGAUCUCCUCUUUCACACCUAAUUUUCAAGAAUGCAUACAAAAGACAGUGGACCUUGUCUUUCUAUUUGAUGGAUCAGCGAGUAUGACUGAAUCAGAGUUCAACAAAAAUAAAGAUUUCAUAGUGGAUAUAAUGAAAAGCCUUCUGAACACAUCAAUCAAGUUUGCAGCAGUUCAGUUUUCCUCAGAUUACAGGAAAGUGUUUGACUUCAAUGACUAUCAAGCUGGUAGUGCUCUCGAUAAACUAAUGGGAGAAGGACAUCUGAGGAGUCUUACUAACACACACAGAGCACUCACAUUUGUGUUGGAAGGAAUCUUAGAAAACCCAGAUUCAGGCGCCUCUCCUGAUGCAACUAAAGUUGUGGUACUAAUCACAGAUGGAGAUCCCAGUGAUAGUGACAAAUAUGGAAUUAUUAAAAGAUAUGAUGAUAAAAACAUAAUUCGUUUUGUCAUUGGGGUCAAAGCUGCUAAUCUGGCUAAAUUUAAGGCCAUUGCUUCAGAACCAAAAGACAAAAAUGCCUUCAAAAUUCAGAACUAUGACGGACUCACAGGAGUACUGGAAAACUUUCAAAAAAAGAUCUUUCAAAUGGAAGGCUCCGAAGUGGCUCGGGCAGAAGACCUUCGUAAUGAAAUGUCUCAGACUGGAUUCAGUGGUGCCUUCUACAACGAUACCUUGAUUCUGGGUUCAGUAGGAUCAAACAUUUGGCGUGGUUCUCUCCAAGCGAUUCAAGGAAAAAUCCAAACACAAAUUGAAGAUCCACAGAUGCACAAUGACUCUUAUAUGGGAUACUCCAUUUCUGUUGGAGAGAAGAAUAAGGCUCCACUAUAUUUUGCGGGUGCACCAAGAUUUGAGCACAAGGGACAGGUCGUACUUUUCAGACUUGAUGGCAAGAACUGGAUCACAGAGCAAAGAAUAAAGGGGGACCAGAUUGGUUCCUACUUUGGUGCAGAACUGUGCUCAGUAGACAUCAACUCAGACGGUAACACCGACUUCCUGCUGGUGGGAGCUCCACUGUUUUACCAGCCUCAGGAGAAGAGAGAGGGCCAGAUAUACGUCUACACACUGACUGAUGAGAUACAACUGAAAAGGGAACUGAAUGUGACGGCACCAUCCAUGGGCAGAUUUGGCACCACCAUAUCCAGUCUUGCAGACCUAAAUGGAGAUGGACUUAGAGAUGUUGCUGUUGGAGCCCCUCUUGCGGAUGAUAAUGGGGGGGCUGUGUACAUCUACCUUGGUGACAGACAGAGAGGGAUACGCAGCACUUUCAGCCAGAGAAUCCUGGGACAGAAGAUAAAGCCUGGGCUGAGAUUCUUUGGACAGGCCAUUGAUGGGGACAUCGACCUUGGGGAGGACGGACUUCCAGAUAUUGUGAUCGGAUCACAGGGCACAGCUGUUGUCUUAAGGUCCAGACCUGUUGUUAAUGUCAUGGCUCAUCUUUCUUUUCAACCUGAGGAGAUAAGCACUGACAAAAUUGACUGUCUGGGCAACACAGUUGAAAUUCUACCAAUGGUUACCUUAACAGCAUGUUUUGAAAUGGCAGAAACAACAAAGAGCAAUGCAGGGGCAAUGAGCUCCGGACUAAACAUCUCAUAUGUGAUUGACGUGGAUCCGAUGAGGCAAACAUAUCGAGGUUUCUUCAGUCAAACCGACAAGAAAGCUAGGAAUCUUACUUCUACCUACACGCUAAGAGAAAAAGAAACCUGCUUCAACUACUCCAUCUACAUGCCAAAAUGUGUGAAAGACACAUUGUCACCCAUCAGACUCAAAUUAAAUUUUUCCCAAGUUGACAGCGAGAAUGCAAGCACCGUCCUGAAUGUGGACAGCAAAAAGCAGGCUGUUGUUGAGAUUCCCUUUGAAAAGCAAUGCAGAAAAAAUGACACCUGUAUUGCUGAACUUGAGGUGGAUUUCAACUUCAUGACCCAGAAAUUAUUGGUGGCAGAAGAUAACUACUUCAACAUGUCUAUAAAACUGUCCAAUCAUGGUGAUGACUCGUACAACACCAGCCUUUCAAUGCACUAUCCUCCAGGACUCUCCUUCUCUAGGAUGACUGUUACAGAGGCGACAAGAUCAACACCCCACAGCUGCAAUGGUCGAGAAGGAGUUCUUGAUGAAACUAUAUGUGGUAUCAGCCUUCCUGUGUAUCGCAGCAGAUCAGUUGCAACAUUUAAAACUUCUUUCCACAUCAUGACUGAGAGUGAGUGGAAUGACACUGUUUUGAUGACCAUUACUGGAAAAAGUGAUAAUGCAAACUCCACCAGGACCAAUUCCCUGACCAAAAGCAUCCCAGUACAAUUUGAAAUUAAAAUGGUAGUAACAGUGAAAGAAGACACCACCACCUAUCUGAACUUCACAACAGAGGAUACUGCACCUAAGAAACUGGUUGCUAUAUAUGAGAUAUCUAAUCCUGGUUGGAAGUCUUUUCCUGUGAAUGUGUCCAUAAUCUUCCCAACUAAACUGGAACAUAACUUUGAAAUGGAGAACCCUCAAGUCUUUGUCAAGACGAACAAAACUCAAUGCACAGACAUUAUUGACACGAAGUCUGAACACUGCUCACCAGAAACACACUGCAAAAGAAUAGUUUGUAACAGUUUCAUCCUGGACAAAGAAUCAGCCACUGAGUUUCAAUUGUCAGGAGAUGUACAAUUUAAGGAUCUCAAACAUCAGGCAGAGAAUAUUGAUUUUCUUAAACGAUAUACUGGAGACAGUGCAGAUAUUAAAUUUAAAAGCUUUAUGCAAGUUAGGUAUGACAAUCAUCGAUACAUGCUGGAUUCUCAUAAACAUGAGAAUAAAAAUGGUUUUAAACAGGAGAAACCUGCUGCCACGAGGAAAGACGAUCCAGUAAUGAAAUCGGUAGAAGUUCGGGUUGAGUUUGUUAUACCCCCAAAUAAUCUGGUGAUCAUUGUAACUGGUGUUGUAUUGGGACUGCUGCUUCUGAUCAUAAUCACAAUCAUCAUGUUUAAGUUGGGUUGCUUUAAGAGGAAAAUGUAUUCUCAAGAACUGGAGGAGGAAGCUGUCAUUCAGGCUGGCACCCCUACUGGGAUAACCCCUGCCCCCACCAACGGGACAGUCAACCAGUCAGAGGCUGCCAGCAAACCUGCAGAGGAGCAACAUCUUCUUGGGAAGGGUGAGGAAAACGCCCCAACCCAGUCGGCUGUAGAGUAAAGUACGAACCUUCCAUUAUCAGCGUGGGCGGACGUAUCAUGCUCCGGUUAUAAUGCGUGCAAAACACACAGGAAGUCAUCAUCAAUGAGUGACAUUGUUGAAGGAAUAGUUCGACAUAUUCACUUCCUUGCUAAUAGUUACAUGACAAUAUUUAUAUUAUGGCUGUUAAAUAUUAACCCAGAGCCAGGCGAUGAUUAGCUUAGCAUAAAGACUGGAAACAAUGCCUGCUAGCCUGGCUCUCUCUCCAAAGCUAAUAAAAUCCACCUGCCAGCAGCUCUACUGCUCACUCUAUAUUACACGUUUGUUUUGUGUGUUUAAUGCAAGGAUGUGUCCCAAUUUACCUUUGUUUUGCCACCUCCUACCAAUCCUAAACCACUGUGUUUAAUUUUCCAAAUCACAAUUGCUGUAUGCGAGCUUGGAAAACAUGCUAGCUUCAGUGCGGCAUGAGCCUGGUAGCACCGCGAGAAAAGAGAAGAUUACGACCUUUAAGUUGUCUUAUUCUGCCACGUCAGUGACCCUAACGUUUAUUCCCGCUCCUUUUCCUCUGAUACAUAUUGUUAAUGAAUUAUUUGUUUAUUAACUGGCUCCUGGCCUCCUGUCACCUUUCAAAAGUGGGCCCCAGGUAAAGCAAGUUGAGUUAAACAAAAAUCAAAACCCAAAAAGCAAAGUGUAAAUGUUUUUGUUUUGAAUGUCUAUUUUCAGCAGAUUUUAAAGACAGGCUAGCCAUUUCCCUUCUUUAUGCUAAGCUAAGCUAAUUGUCCCCUAGCUCCAGAUUCAUAUCAACUGGUCAUUGACCAGAAGACAGUUGAAAACUAGCAAAAGAUGCCAUUCAAAUCAGACGGCAGAGACUCAACAGGGACCGGGUUUAAAGUCUCCCCUUCGUAUACGACAAUCUGUUAACAGUUAACAAGUCUUUUUUUCAGAGCCUUGUUGUUGUUAUUAUUGUUUGGUACCCCUGCUAGUGAAACAUUUAAGAUGAGAUGUGUGACUGAUCAGGCUGCAGUGCUAACUAAACCUAAAUGUGGGCAUUUGACAAAUCGUUAAUAUAGAUAAAGAAGAGUAAUGGCCCAUGGGUGUGUAUAUUGUAAUAUAGGCUACUGUACAUUACUGUUUGAUAGUCUUUAGAUAUUUCUGAUUCUCUUCUGCACAGCAUUUGUUCAGCAAGAAGUUCACAUUGCUCUUAUAUUAUAGCUGACUGUUUGUUAACUGUUUUUUUUAUUAUCAUUUGAACAAAUGCAGUGGCACAUUUGAUGCAUUGUUUAUUCAUCUUGCAAAAUAGUGUCUUUGUAAGCAGCAGUCAGUGGUGAACCGUACAAUAUAGAAGCACAGAACUGUGAGUAAUGACGAAGGAAUGAAUGGAUGUUAAAAAUCACUGAGUUUGUCCUGAAGAGAAUCAGCUCUAGAAGCUUUUCGUUUCUCUUAAUUGCAAGAGUGCAAGAGUUUACAAAAAAUUCAAUGUUGUUUGUUAUCCACAUAUUUAAUCCAUUUAUGCCACAGUAUUAAACAUUCCUGUUCAUGAUGUAUUGUAUAAAUCCUUCUUUCCUUUUUUUAAAAAUGUUGUUAUGUUGUUUAAACGUUUGACUUUGAGUUGUUAAAUGAAGGUGGUUGAUGAAGUUGAUGAAAAUGAAGUCCCUGGUUAUCGGUUUCAUAACCGCAAUCCUAAGUAUCCUGUAUAAGUUCUCCCAUUUUUGAGUUCACAUGCUGGUAUGUCUUAAAUAAUACAUUACGGUUCAAAUAUGUGUUUAAUUUGGAACAUUUACAUAAUAGAGGUUAUAAUUACUUGCAAGACCAUUUCUAAUAAUAGGCAGAAAAAUAAUAUAUGUGAGUAUUCAUUUUGAUGAAUUAAAUGGAUAUUGUAAAUGUUGUUUGUAUUGUUGGCUUGAUGAAGAAUCUUAUGUAUUUUUUCCAUGAAUACUCCUCUAAUACCUAUAUAAUACUAUAAUAUAGAAUUUGUUUUAUGUA